AUGGCAGAUCAAGAUCCCAGUAACCAGGACCUAAGCUUGAUGGAUAAGAAAAUCACAAGCCUGUUGGACCUUAAUUUGAACCCAUUCCUCCAUUCAAUCAAUUUGCACUGUAAUCAGAUUUCUGAGAUUGAAGGCCUUGUUCACUUGCGCAAUUUACAGCAUUUGGAACUGUCAUCCAACCUAAUAAGCAGGAUUGAUGGACUUGAUACUCUGAUACAUCUUCAAACCCUAAGCUUGUCCUGCAACAAACUCACUAGAAUAGAAGGCCUGAAUAAGUUAUUAAAUCUCAGGAAGCUGAAUUUAUCUUAUAAUCGCAUACAUGACCUUAGUGGUUUAAUUCCGCUACAUGGAUGGAAUUACAAGCUUACCCACCUUUAUCUCCAUGGCAACUGCAUUAAUAGCAUGGACCAUGUACUGCAAUGUAUGGUGGGAUUACAGUCUUUAGCUCACCUUACAUUGCAGCAUGCUGACGAAGGCAACCCUGUUUGUUUUGUAGCAGGAUACAGAGAUGUGGUUCUUGGAAACCUGCCACAAUUAAAAGCUCUGGAUAGUGUUAGUAGGUCAGGCGAACCUGUUCCUAUGUAUGAUGUUGAUCCUUCAGAUGUUCCCAUUCUUGACUUUCUGAAAUAUUUGAUCACUACUUGUGACGAUGAUCCUGGCAGCAAAGAAUUAAAGCAAUCAACAAGUGGUCCUGUCAUAACGCCUCGAAUUGACCAGGUUUUAUCACAGUAUCGAAAGAGGCCUGUUGUCCUAGGUUCAGGGCACUUAAGUAGAUGUAUAGAUUCUACGACUUCCUCAGACCAAGAGUCCACCAUACAUCAAGAUUCCACCAGCAUCCUGUGUGAAAAUGAGGAUUAAGAGGUUGGAGGAGCAGAUAUCGGAACUUCUAAAGGCUCCACAACCCAAGCUAGAAGCAGCUUUGAAACCCAAGAGAGACACUGACCCCACAACUGAGAGUGACUCUGAAAGUGAGAAGGAAAAUAAAAAGACCUCUGUAAUUAAAAGGAGCAAAAUUCCUGCGUAUAAGAACAGACAGACACAGAAACAAAACUGUCAUCAACAAUCAAAGACCCUACCUUUAACUAGUGUGUCUAAGCAGAACGCAACUAGAAAGCAGAAGAACCCCAGCCCUCACAGGAAAGCACAGAGACCCAGUAGUGGAUCGUCAGAAAGAGCAAAUACAGACAGUACAAAACAGGUCUCGGCAAGACUUGUUGGACCUUUGAGAUCUCCGCAAAGAAGACUAGAACCAUCGGUGUCCAAUUCGGUGGAGGAAUCUACAUACAGGGCACUUGUUCAAGAACUAGAUCAGGAAAGAGAACGGCGAUGGAAAGCUGAACAGCUUGUUGUAAAGCUAACAGAAAAUAUCAAAGAGUUGCAAAGUCAGGCUAAAGAGGAGAAAGACAUAAACAGCAUGGCUGUACAUGCCACAGAUCGGAUUAAAGAAUUACUUCUGAAGGAAAAAAAUGCGAAAUGUACAUUGCAAGCACUUGUGCACCAGUUAAAAGAAGAAAAUGAGAGGCUUAUCAAUAAAAUAAAGCAGUCAGCUAGUAAAGAAGAAGAAUAUCGGCAAACAUUUAGAAAGAUGGAAGAUGCAGUGUCUAAAUUAGAAUCACAAAGAAUCCAGCAGGAAGCAUUGGAGAUGAAACACAUGCAGGAAGCUGAACGCAAAGUAACUGCCUCCCAGAGAGAAAUGGAGUUGCUUCGAGGAUCUGUGCGUCAGCACAAAGACAAAGUCCAACAGCUCCAUGAACUGCUUACAUCAAGGGAGCAGGCACACAGAAUGGAGCUGGAGGCAAGGCUGCCAUUAAAUGGACCUGAAUUCCAGGAAGCUGUAGCCAAGGAACUGUCUAGAGAAGAACAACGUCAUAACCAGCAGAUAAAAGAGUUCCAAGAGAAGAUCAGUGUGCUGACACAGCAGUAUGUCGAUUUAGAAGAUGAAUUCCGUGCUGCUCUGGUUAUUGAAGCAGCAAGAUUUAAAGAGGUGAAAGAUGGCUUUGACAAUGUCACAGCAGAGCUAGCAGAGCAUAAGGAAGCGCUGUCCCGGAUCCGUCUGAAAGAGAAGCAGUCAGCAAGUUUAAUCCAUGAGCUUACCACUAUGGUGAAGGAACAGAAGACCAGGAUUGCAGACAUCACCAAAACAAAACUAGAAAUCAUUAAAGAUCUGAAAAGUAAACUACGCAGCCUGGAGAUGGUGGCAGAAGAAGAAAAGCAAAAAAACUGUCCAAAUUCAGCUUCUAAAACAAGAAAAAUCUAAGCUCAUUUCACAGCUCACUGCCCAGGAGUCACUGAUCGAUGGAUUAAAAGCUGAAAGGAAAAUAUGGGGACAAGAGCUCACUCAACAAGGUGUCUCACUGGCUCAGGAUAGAGGAAGGCUUGAAGCUAAAAUUGAAGUUCUUUCAACAGAGAUGGAAGCCCUGAAAAAGCAAAAUGAGCGUGACAAUGACGCAUUAAGGAUUAAAAUGAAAAUGGUUGAGGAUCAAACGGAGACCAUUAGGAAGUUAAAAGAAGGGCUGCAAGAGAGGGAUGAACGCAUCAGAAAGCUGCAUGCCGAAAAUCUUGAGAUGGAGAAAGCAUUAAGAGAACAGAAUGAUGAAAGAGCAAUACAAUUACAUGAACUGAAAGAAAAGCUGGAAAGGCAAACAGAAAGAAAGGAGGAAAUAAAGCUGCAGCUAGAAGAGAAGGAGGCUGAGCUGGAAGAUGUGAAGAAAGCUUAUAGUGCAAUGAAUAAGAAGUGGCAGAAUAAAGCAGAAUUAUUAAGCCAGCUUGAAACACAAGUCAGGCAGAUGAAAGAGAAUUUUGAUGCCAAGGAGAAGCGGCUGAUUGAAGAGAGAGACAAAAGCCUUCAAAACCAGAAGGCUGUGAUGGAAAAACUUCAUUCUGUGGAUGAUUCAUUUCGAAGGCAACUGGAGUCCAUUCUUGCCGCUCAUCAAGCUGAAAUUAUUAAAGUAGCCAGUGAUAAGCAAAAGGAAGUCGAAACAGCAAAUGAAAGAGUUUACCAAGUAGAAGAGGAAAUGCGGCAGCUCUUGCAGGAAACAGUUAACAGUAAGAAAGCCAUGGAGGAAAAGAUAAAGCGGCUCACUAGUGCACUGAGUGACAUUCAGCAACAUUUUUAA
Messenger RNA from Staurois parvus, 3116 nucleotides. The record is from the annotation of a GenBank genome assembly. NCBI's taxonomy places the organism in Eukaryota, Metazoa, Chordata, Amphibia, Anura, Ranidae.